GCAUUCGCUCCUUCCACCGGCCAGGGUCAGGCGUUACAGCGAACUGUCAGUCUUCUGUCUUCUGUCAUCUGUCAUCUGUCAAGUUUCCCGCCAUGACGUCGCGCGUUUUGUUAGUGCUUGUGGUCGCUCUACUGUGCGCCGAGUGUUGCGUGACGGCCACGAUCCCGAGGAACUUUGAUCCGAGAUCGAACGAGGAGAUGGUGACGAUGCCAAAGAAGAGACCCUUCUGCAACGCUUUCACUGGAUGCGGCAGGAAGCGUUCCCAGACUGCUCCCGGAAUGCCAAACCAGGACCUGAUGCGCCAAAGACAGUACGUCGACGAAGACACUCUAGGCACAAUGCUCGACUCGGAAUCGGCCAUAGACGAACUAUCCCGCCAAAUUCUAUCCGAAGCGAAACUGUGGGAAGCCAUACAGGAGGCCAGCGCUGAAAUAGCGAGACGGAAACAAAAAGAAUUCUAUAAUUCACAAUAAAAAACGAGAAAAAAAACACAGCGACCAAUGUGCACGUAAAUGGCGAUAACGUAGCGUUUCUAAAAUAAUAUCUGUCAAUACUUUAAAGGAAGCCAUUUUGUUUUGACGUAUGGCGUUUAGUUAGUGAUUUUGCAUUUGAUUUUUCUAAAUGUGAAGAGAUGAUUUAUGUAUGUUUUGAUA
This is a messenger RNA of Bombyx mori (domestic silkworm), 653 nucleotides long. It is a transcript of the gene CCAP, whose product is annotated as crustacean cardioactive peptide. NCBI's taxonomy places the organism in Eukaryota, Metazoa, Arthropoda, Insecta, Lepidoptera, Bombycidae. The record is from RefSeq and is marked provisional.